AUGGAUUUGGUAUUAGAGGAGGAAAACUACAUGUAUGCUCUUAUAGAAGAAAUGUAUGGAGUGAAGGAAGUUAAUAUUGACAGACAACUAGUGAGGACAAACAGAGGUGAAGGAUGGUGCCGUAUGCAUCGGUUUAUGUUCGAGUCUAAGGUACAAUGCUUUGAUAUUCUACGCAUGAACCAGUCAAUAUUUAGGAGUUUAUGUAAGAGGCUAUCAAAACAGUAUAAGUUAGAGGGAUCUUGCCAUAUUUUUCUUGAAGAGAGUGUUGCGAUGUUUUUAGAGAUGGUUGCACAAGAUCUAACUGUAUGCGUCAUAGCUGAGCGAUAUCAACAUUCACUCGAUACAGUGAAGAGGAAGUUGGAUGAGGUUUUAAGUGCUCUAUUAAAACUUGCAGCAAAUAUAGUGAAACCUAAAAGGGAUGAUUUGACAAGUGUUAGUCCUUUUCUAGUGAAUGAUAGCCAGUAUAUGCCUUAUUUUAGAGACUGCAUUGGUGCCCUUGAUGGUACUCAUGUGCCAGUUCGUCCUCCAUCAGGGAAUGUGGAGCCAUUUAGAGGUCGAAAAGCAGAAGGAACAAUGAAUUUGCUUGCAAUAUGCAAUUUCAGUAUGAGAUUUACUUAUGCUUAUAUUGGAGUUCCCGGGAGAGCACAUGACACAAAAGUGCUAACAUAUUGUGCUACACAAGAAGCUUCUUUGCCUCAUCCUCUGCCUGGAAAAUACUAUUUAGUUGACUCAGGGUAUCCAACUAGAAGUGGUUACCUAGGCUGUAACGCCCCCGAACCGUCCUAUGACCACGCAGGGCACGGACAGCCACGGAACGCCACUAUGGGAACUGCGCCGAGGAAGCACCCUAAGUAUGAGCUGAAUAAAUGGAUUAAGAUUGUGACAGCAACAAUGGCUCUCCAUAAUUUUAUCAAAGAUUCACAAGAGGAUGAUAUUGAUUUUUUACAUUGGGAAGUGGUGGAAUCAUAUGAACAUCAUGGUGAUGAAAACGAUGGACAUGUUCCAUACAUACCUGCUGGUGAUAGAAUGAUGGAAGAUGUGCGUGAUUCUAUCACUAUGGAGAUGGCAGAGGGAACUACACUUCCAUAUUAG
This is a messenger RNA of Camelina sativa (false flax), 1092 nucleotides long. The record is from RefSeq and is a predicted model, not a curated record. Lineage: Eukaryota; Viridiplantae; Streptophyta; Magnoliopsida; Brassicales; Brassicaceae.